Hydra vulgaris (swiftwater hydra) is the source of this 399-nucleotide messenger RNA. The record is from RefSeq and is a predicted model, not a curated record. Lineage: Eukaryota; Metazoa; Cnidaria; Hydrozoa; Anthoathecata; Hydridae.
AUGAAAAAUGUUUCUGCUGCUAGAAAUGGUCACCUUGAAGUAGUAAAAUAUUUACAUGAAUUAGGAUAUAAAGGUGAUAAAUUAGCAAUUAGUUAUGCUGCUAUAAAUAACCACUUUGAAAUAUUAAAACAUUUACAUGAAUUAGGGUAUGAAUGUUACGAUUGGACAAUUGAUUGUGUUGCUAAAAAUGGUCACCUUGAAAUAUUAAAAUAUUUACAUGAAUUAGGAUAUAAAGGUACAGAAGAUGCAAUAGAUAAAGCUGCUAGAAAUGGUCAUCUUGAAGUAGUAAAAUAUUUACAUGAAUUAGGUUAUAAAUGUUCAACAGAUGCAAUUAAUUGCGCUGCAGAAAAUGGUCACCUUGAAGUAAUACGGAAUGAAAAGUAUGCCUGUGGAAUAUAG